AUGGCGAAUUUUGUUCUGCAGGUUCCAAUUCCUUUGAGGAGUUUUAGUGUGUCUGCUUCAUCCAACUCCAACGGGGCUGUUUCUGGAAGCAGUUCUUCUGAUAAGGGUGGGGGUCCAGUGAUAAUUGAGCUUCCUUUAGAUAAGAUAAGAAGACCUUUGAUGAGGACUAGAUCAAAUGAUCAAAUCAAAGUUCAAGAACUCAUGGAUAGUAUUUCUCAAAUUGGUCUUCAAGUGCCUAUCGACGUGCUCGAGGUUGACGGAAACUAUUAUGGUUUCUCCGGCUGUCACCGGUAUGAGGCUCACCAACGACUUGGACUACCCACCAUACGCUGUAAAAUACGGCGCGGUACGAAAGAGACUCUAAGGCAUCAUAUGCGCUAA
This is a messenger RNA of Lathyrus sativus (Indian pea), 381 nucleotides long. Lineage: Eukaryota; Viridiplantae; Streptophyta; Magnoliopsida; Fabales; Fabaceae. The record is from the annotation of a GenBank genome assembly.